CCCCUAUAUAGACCCGCUGGUGCCCGCUGCAGCCACUGACCCGCCAGCCGGCCAUGGGGAAGAUCACCUUCUACGAGGACCGCGGCUUCCAGGGCCGCCGCUACGAGUGCAGCGGCGACCAGCCCGACCUGCAGCCGCACCUGAGCCGCUGCGGCUCCGUGCGCGUGGACAGCGGCUGCUGGAUGCUCUAUGAGCGCCCCGACUUCCAGGGCGCCCAGCACUUGGUGCGGCGCGGGGACUACCCCGACCCCCAGCAGUGGCUGGGCCCCAGCGACGGGGUGCGCUCCUGCCGCCUCAUCCCGCAAAGCAGCUCGCACAGGAUCCGGCUGUACGAGAGGGAGGACUGCCGGGGCCAGAUGGUGGAGACCUCGGAGGACUGCUCCUCGCUGCAGGACCGCCUGCCCUUCCGGGAGGUGCUCUCCCUCGGCGUGCUGGAGGGCUGCUGGGUCCUCUACGAGCUGCCCGGCUACCGGGGGCGCCAGCACCUGCUGCGGCCCGGGGACUGCCGGCGCUGCCAGGACUGGGGGGCCGCCAGCGCCCGCGUGGGCUCCCUGAGGAGGGCCACCGAUUCCCCCUGAAAGGCUGC
This is a messenger RNA of Pipistrellus kuhlii (Kuhl's pipistrelle), 586 nucleotides long. Its product is annotated as gamma-crystallin D-like. The record is from RefSeq and is a predicted model, not a curated record. Gene Ontology annotation, biological process: lens development in camera-type eye; visual perception. NCBI's taxonomy places the organism in Eukaryota, Metazoa, Chordata, Mammalia, Chiroptera, Vespertilionidae. Gene Ontology annotation, molecular function: structural constituent of eye lens. The transcript is spliced from 3 exons. Bases 54 to 578 code for a protein of 174 amino acids.